Molecule: messenger RNA, 1920 nt
Organism: Agrilus planipennis (emerald ash borer)
Lineage: Eukaryota; Metazoa; Arthropoda; Insecta; Coleoptera; Buprestidae
Product: sodium-independent sulfate anion transporter-like
Exons: 10
Coding region: 111-1883 (590 amino acids)
Biological process (GO): transmembrane transport
Cellular component (GO): membrane
Molecular function (GO): sulfate transmembrane transporter activity
Source: RefSeq, a predicted model, not a curated record
UUUCAUAAUUACAUCAUAAAUCUAGGCCUAUAUUCUAUUUACGUUUUUAUAAGAAGUAAUUCGAGUGUGAAUGCGAUACUUUACGCAGUAAGCAUUCCGAAGCUUUCAAAAUGGAAAACGGUGAUAAUGGCAAAAGAAAAUGCAAACGAUUCAAAGAAAUUAUUUUCAAGAGAAUUCAUAUUCUCCAAUGGUUACCACAAUAUACUAAGUUGGAUGCAGUAUCGGAUGUUAUAGCUGGAAUAACAUUGGGCUUAACUAUGAUGCCUCAGUCUAUGGCUUACGCAACUCUUGCUAAUUUACCAGCUCAGUAUGGUCUAUACUCCGCAUUUAUUGGUUCUUUUAUUUAUGUGUUUUUUGGAACAAUUAAAGAAGUUUCUAUAGGUCCUACAAGCUUAAUGGCACUUCUGACACUCUCUGUAUGUCGUGAUUUACCAAUUGAAUUUGUUAUUUUGCUUUGCUUCCUUUCUGGAUGUGUGGAGCUCAUCAUGGGAAUCUUAAGACUUGGGUUUUUGGUAGAUUUUAUAUCAGUUCCUGUUGUAUCAGGAUUUACCUCAGCUACCUCUGUAAUAAUUAUAAUGGCACAACUGAAAGGUCUUUUGGGUAUUAAAUAUAAUAGUCAAGGAAUAAUCGACUGGGCUUAUAAACUAUAUCUACAUAUAAAUAAAAUAACUUUAGGGGAUUCCCUACUGGGCAUUGCAUGCAUGAUUUUUUUGAUCGCUUUUAAGCAACUUCCUAAAAUCAAAGUUAAAAGUGAGACCAGUAAGAAAAUUUUGUGGCUGUUUUCUAUUGGACGAAAUGCUUUAAUAGUCUUGUUGACGUCACUUUUGGCUUGCUAUUUUGAACAAAAAUGGGGAAAAGUACCUUUUAAAAUUUAUGGAAAUAUCACUAGGGGUAUCCCCGACUUCAAACCGCCACAGUUUAGUACAAAAAUGGGCAAUGAAACCCUUUCUUUCAUAGACAUGGUAGGAAUGCUAGGAUCGGGAGUCAUCAUAGUACCAGUUAUCGCAGUUUUAGCAAACGUUGCUAUUGCCAAAUCUUUUGCUGCCGGUAAAAUAGUAGACGCUACCCAAGAAAUGGUGACACUUGGCCUAUGUAACAUUUUGGGAUCUUUUGUACAAUCGAUGCCUGCUACUGGAGCUUUUACCAGGUCUGCUGUAAGCAAUGCUAGUGGAGUUCGGACUCCAAUGGCAGGAUUAUACUCAGGGACAAUUAUUCUUCUUGCUUUAACAUUCCUUACCCCAUAUUUCUACUAUGUUCCAAGUGCAACCCUUGCUGCCGUCCUAAUUAGUGCUGUCAUGUUUAUGGUCGAUUAUGAAAUUAUCCCCAAGUUGUGGAAAAUAAACAAAUUCGACAUGAUGGUGACUAUAGCAACCUUUUGUGCUAGUCUUGCCUAUGGAGUAGAACUAGGCCUAGUGUUUGGUGUAAUAAUAAGUUUGAUUCCACUUUUAAAAAUGUGGACGAGGCCGAAAAUUAAGUCUCAAACAAUUGCUUUGCAAUCAGGAGAAAUGUGUCUGUUGUUGGAGCUGCAAGUGGGAUUUUUAUUCCCAGCUGUUGACUAUUUUACACAGGAAACAGUUAAAAUUUUGAAUAAUUUCGAAAAAAUGCAUAUUUCAGUCGUCAUAAUAGACUUUAGCACAGUGCUAAGAUUGGAUUAUUCUUCUAUGCAGUCUCUACAAAAUCUCCAGAAAACUCUCAAAAAAAUGUCCAUUACAACCAAAUUUAUUAACGUUAGCGAAGAAGUGAGUGCAGCCCUAGAAAAAUAUUAUAGAAAAGACGAACUUGUAUUUUGUUAUUCAGACUCAGGAAAACUUUUAGAAAAUUCGUAUAAAAUCUCUUUUUCCAAGACCAACCUUAAUGAACAGCUACCCUUAUUAAAUUGUUAAUGUACUUGUUUUUAUUUAUAUAUAUAUAUAUAUUAUG